AUGAUCAAAUGCUUUAAAAAGCUCAUUUAUCAAACAUUAAACAAUAAGAUAAUCUGGCAAUUUGGUUCUUUACAAUGCAAUUGUUUGACUCAAGUGCUUAGAAUGUCACGUCAAUUUGGUUCAAUAUAUAGUGGAACCAGCGGAGGGAGUAUCGAUCCUUCGUCGGGCAUAACAAAUCGUCCUGUAUCAUUAGCUAAUAUCGCAACUGCGUUCUUAAGCGAACGAAAAACUUCCGCGCGUCGUUCAAGUGGUGGACCACGAAAACAGCGAUUAACCAGCAAAGGGCAAUCAACUUCGAUUUCUAAGCGUCAAUCAAGUUAUACAACAACGACAACAGAUGAAAUCCUAGGUGGCCGACGAUCAUCGGUUGACAAUAUGAAUGACGUUAUCGCAACGCUUUUUUCAUCUCAUAAUGGACCGACUAAUAGUGAUAAUAAACAUCGAUCUAAUGCAAUGUUAUCACAAGAAGAUCAUCGUUUGCUGCUAUCAUCCAGUGAAUGGAUAGAAGAUGUUAAAGAUAGUGAUCCCUAUGUAUCUGUGUGUAGUCGAUUGGGUGAAGCCAUUCAAGAUUCGGAAACUUAUUUUGAAUUUGUCAAAAAAUCUUUUUCAAUUAUUACACAUACAUUUGUUGCUACAGCUUUAUUAGUCCUUUUAACGAUUUUUCAAGUGAUACUAUUUUUCAUGGGUAUGAAAAUGCAACGUUUAUCUUUUGCUACUUAUCCAAAAACUUCAUCUUCAGGUGUUAAAUAUCUCAAUGACUGUCCAGUGCAACCUAAUUUACCCGUUUAUCUGCUCGUCGCGGGCUCGAUGGGUCUUGUACGUGUACUAAAUUUGUUAUGGAAGCAGUUUCGUCGGCGACGGAUGCGUAAACUAGAAGGCGUCGAACUUGAUCAAGAAGAAGAAACUGAAAACGACGGAUCUGACUUUACUGAUGCUGUUCUCAGUCUUUUUCUUUUCGGAUGGUUCAUCGUUGGUCAAUAUUGGACGUGGAGUAUCUAUAAGCCAAAUUUCGAAUUUGGUUUAAGAAAUCCGGAGAACUACUGCCACCGGAAUGUUUAUAUAUUUGCACUGGUUCACAUUGGUUUUGUCUACGUCAUGUUUCUGGCUACCAUUCUUUUUCUUGUUGCUUUGACGUGUUGUGCUAGAUUUCCACAUUUGAUUGUGAAAACACCACGUUAA
This is a messenger RNA of Adineta ricciae, 1179 nucleotides long. The record is from the annotation of a GenBank genome assembly. NCBI's taxonomy places the organism in Eukaryota, Metazoa, Rotifera, Eurotatoria, Adinetida, Adinetidae.